AUGGCCCUUGGCAAUCUUCUCCCUGGCCUUCUGAUUCUGCUGGACUAUUUGGCGACAACGGCUUUGGCCUACCAAGUGUCCAUCAAAGAGACUGAAAUGUAUCCUUUCAACUGCUCUGACCAGAUCAAAACCUGCAAUGCCUUCCUGUACCAUUACGACGUCGGCCUCCAGGAGGAUCAGAUUGCCGCCUACUACUCGGUGAACCCCUCCCAGAUCAAACCCAUCAAGCACGGGAACCGACGAGACUACCUCAUCAGCGUGCCCUGCUCUUGCCAGAGUGCUGGGAACACCACCGCCUACUUCCACAACACGUCCUACAAGGUCGAACAAGGCGACAUCUUCGUCAACGUCUCGGCGCGGGUCUACAGCGGGCAAGCUUGGAGUGUUGGAGAUGAAGCAAAGAAUUUCAUCCCGAAUGCCUCGGUCCCCAUGUAUCUUCCAUGCGGGUGUGUGAAGAAAGACUCUCAGACCGUGGUGACGUACACGGUUCAGCAGGACGACACGCUGACUGAUAUCGCCAACCUGUUAUCUGCUGAACUGAGCAGCAUCCAGAGCAUGAACCCGAACCUAAUACAGAACUCUGACUCCAUAGGCCUGGGUUGGGUAUUGUUUGUGCCUAUGGAGAAUAACGGAAUCCCAUUGCCUAAGAAAGGGAUAAAGCACAAGUGGACCAUAGUUGUUGGCACAUUAUCGGCUGUCUUGCUGAUUUUGGUGCUAGCAUUGAUCUUCAUUCUUGGAAGAAAACUGUCAUGCCAAGACGGUGACGAAGACCCAAAAGCUGUAUCCAAAACCCUGAGCGCUAACAAGGCCCAUUCCUUCCAUAACCAGUAUCUGCAUAAGGAAAACAAGGAAGACAUCCCGAUUUUUGAAUCAGAAAGGCCUCUGAUAUACAGCCUUGAGGACAUUGAGAUCGCUACUAGUAACUUCGAUGAGACGAAGAAGAUUGGGGAGGGUGGAUACGGGAGCGUGUACUUUGGAGUUUUAGGUGAACAGGAGGUGGCCAUAAAGAAGAUGAGAUCUAGCAAGUCCAAGGAGUUCUUCGCUGAGCUCAAAGUCUUGUGCAAGAUCCACCACAUCAAUGUGGUGGAGCUGCUAGGAUAUGCCAGUGGAGAAGACCACCUCUACUUGGUUUAUGAAUAUGUUCAGAAUGGGGCGCUUAGUGAUCACCUGCACGAUCCUUUGCUUAGAGGUAGGCAGCCCCUGUCUUGGACAGCAAGAACACAAAUAGCAUUGGAUGCCGCAAAAGGUCUCGAGUACAUCCAUGACCACACAAAGGAUCGUUAUGUGCACCGUGACAUAAAGACGAGCAAUAUUCUGCUUGAUGAGGGGCUCCGAGCGAAGGUAGCAGAUUUCGGGUUGGCAAAGUUUGUUGGUCGAAGCAAUGAAGAGGAUCUCAUAGCUACACAACUUGUAGGAACGCCGGGCUACCUUCCUCCUGAAUCUGUGAAGGAGCUGCAGGUGACUCCAAAGGCUGACGUCUUUGCAUUUGGAGUGGUUCUAGCAGAGCUAAUAACCGGCCAACGUGCACUUAUCCGCGACAACCAAGAGCCCACCAAAUUGAAAUCCUUAAUCACAGUUAUGAAUAAAAUUUUCCGACACAAAGAUCCAGAAGCAGCACUAGAAGCUGUGGUGGAUGGAACUCUUCGAGGUAGCUAUCCAAUGGAGGACAUGUACAAGAUGGCAGAAAUUGCAGAAUGGUGUCUGAGCGAGGAUGCCGUGGACAGACCGGAAAUGCGGGAGAUCGUAGUGACACUGUCUCGAAUCUUGAUGUCCUCAACAGAGUGGGAAGCAUCUUUGGGAGGAAAUGGCCAGGUUUUUAGCGGCAUUUUCAACGGAAGAUAA
Molecule: messenger RNA, 1842 nt
Organism: Eucalyptus grandis
Lineage: Eukaryota; Viridiplantae; Streptophyta; Magnoliopsida; Myrtales; Myrtaceae
Product: lysM domain receptor-like kinase 3
Exons: 10
Coding region: 1-1842 (613 amino acids)
Biological process (GO): protein phosphorylation; innate immune response
Molecular function (GO): transmembrane receptor protein kinase activity; ATP binding
Source: RefSeq, a predicted model, not a curated record